CCGCGGGGUCCCCGAGGACAGCGGGGUCGCGGGCCGCGGGAGGGCCAGCGCGCGCGCGGGCAGCGGCCCCCGGGCAGCCUCUGCCGCUGCGUUCCCGGGACCUCGGGGCGCCCAUGACGGCGGCCACGGUGCUCAAGGAGGGCGUGCUGGAGAAGCGCAGCGGCGGGCUGCUGCAGCUCUGGAAGCGCAAGCGCUGCGUGCUCACCGAGCACGGGCUGCAGCUCUUCGAGGCCAAGGGCACGGGCGGCCGGCCCAAGGAGCUCAGCUUCGCGCGCAUCCGGGCCGUGGAAUGCGUGGAGAGCACCGGGCGCCACAUCUACUUCACGCUGGUGACGGAGGAUGGCGGCGAGAUCGACUUCCGCUGCCCCCUCGAGGACCCCGGCUGGAACGCCCAGAUCACCCUGGGCCUGGUCAAGUUCAAGAACAAGCAGGCCCUCCGCUUCGUGGGCUUGCGGCAGAACCUGUGCCAAGACUCGCUCCUGACCUAGGCUGCCAGGGGUCCGUGAGCCCCGCGGCCUGCGGCGUUGGCUUUCCAGUCCUUUCUGGCACGCGGGGCCCCAACUGUCGGGCACAACGGAGGCCACAGACACGAAGAGGCGGUGUGGGAGCUGGAGGAGUAGACAGAGCCUGGAGAGAAGGGUCGAAGGCUGUGAGGGGCUGAGGAUGAAGAUUCAGUCCCCACUACUCCCAGACUCUUGGACAUGCCCAGCUCGGGGCCUGGCCUCCCGGGCCGUGGAGGGAGUUGGCAUCACUGUGCCCUUGCCCGGCAGCCCUGCCGUCUACCCUGCGGACUGUGUUUCAUCCCGGGCUCGGUGCCAUGUCCGGCAGAGGCCUGGGGACUCAGGAGGCCAGCUGGGAGCUAGAGGAGGAAGUACCCCAGAACAUCUCCCCCCCUCUGGACUCACCGUGGUGGAGGGGAGCUGGUGGGCCUCAUGCCCACACUUGGGGGUCUCCUGCUGCUUCGGUCUUUCUGGGACCCCCCCAGCCGUGCGGGCCCUCUCUUUGCACACUCUUACCCUGCCUCCUGCCCUCUUCCCUCCCCUGCAGUGCUAGGCCUGGAGGUGGUGGGUGGGGGUUGGCCAUUACCAUUUCAUGCCUAGCCCCAAUGAAGU
This is a messenger RNA of Sorex fumeus (smoky shrew), 1112 nucleotides long. RefSeq names its product pleckstrin homology like domain family A member 3 (gene PHLDA3). Gene Ontology annotation, molecular function: phosphatidylinositol phosphate binding. Gene Ontology annotation, biological process: positive regulation of apoptotic process; intrinsic apoptotic signaling pathway in response to DNA damage by p53 class mediator; negative regulation of phosphatidylinositol 3-kinase/protein kinase B signal transduction. The coding region runs from base 114 to 488 and encodes 124 amino acids. Gene Ontology annotation, cellular component: plasma membrane. NCBI's taxonomy places the organism in Eukaryota, Metazoa, Chordata, Mammalia, Eulipotyphla, Soricidae. The record is from RefSeq and is a predicted model, not a curated record. The transcript has 2 exons.